This is a messenger RNA of Gossypium arboreum, 1530 nucleotides long. RefSeq names its product zinc finger protein CONSTANS-LIKE 13-like. Gene Ontology annotation, molecular function: zinc ion binding; protein binding. The record is from RefSeq and is a predicted model, not a curated record. The coding region runs from base 172 to 1236 and encodes 354 amino acids. Lineage: Eukaryota; Viridiplantae; Streptophyta; Magnoliopsida; Malvales; Malvaceae. The transcript is spliced from 4 exons.
ACGUGGUGGGUAACAUUGACCCAAAAAUAAAAUAAAACGAUAAGAUUAUCCUGCUUCAAUCACUGUCUCUCAUUUCUUAGUUUCACCCUACUUUAAGCUCCAUUCCUUUUGCUCCAUAAAAUUUUCCUAUACUUUUAAUAACCAAAAUCCCCAUCACGUCAAUUCUACAACAUGAGUGAUGAGAGUCAUACCCAGAUACAGAGGAGACUCUGUGAUUACUGUAACCAAUCCACAGCUCUGUUAUAUUGCAGAGCUGAUUCCGCCAAGCUCUGUUUUUCAUGCGAUAGGGAAGUUCACUCAGCUAACCAACUGUUUACUAAGCACUCUCGGUCACUGUUGUGUGACGCCUGUAACGAAUCACCUGCUUCCCUCUUUUGUGAAACGGAGCAGUCUGUGUUUUGCUCGAAUUGUGAUUGGGAACGCCACAGCUGCUCGUUGCAUCAUAGGAGGCCUGUAGAAGUCUUCACCGGGUGCCCUUCGGUGAGUGAGUUGCUGAGUUUUCUUGGGAUCGAGGAUUUGGGUAACGAUAAAGCUUCCUGUUGGAGUGAAGAAGAUGAUGGGUUUCUGGAUUUUUUGAUUUGGGAAUGUCCUUUGAUUUCUGGGUUUGAUGGAGUGAUUGUUCCGAAUGAUAUGGAUCAUGGGUUUAAGGCUACGGAUGUUCCUCCUCUACCUAAGAAUCGUAAUUCAUCUUGUGGACAACAUAAAGAGGAGAUAUUCCAUCAGCUCCAUGAACUGGCAAAAUCAGAUCCCACCCUCACCUUUCAAAAAACUGAUUUGCAGUCGCUGAUACCUGAGACCGAUCAUUUUCAGGCAGCAAGUAUGCAAACAAGUUGCAAGAAUGAUGCAGUUCCUGUUCCAUGCCCUGCUUUAGAGACAAGUCCGUUACAGUGCUUGAAAUUCAAUGAUAAUGUUGAGAUCACCAAUCAAGCACUCCUAUAUACCGAGGAAAAUGCUAGGGUUGCUAAUACACAUGUAGAUUGUAGCAGGAAUAUAGAUGUGAAUGAUGGCCCUGAAGACCAACAAAUGAAACCUCAAACUGGUGUAGGAACCAUAUCAGCACUUCCAAAGGUUUCUGUCCAUGAGUUAAAUAGCCAGGAGAGAGAGACUGCAAUCUCACGUUACAAGGAGAAAAAGAAAACAAGGAGAUAUGAUAAGCACGUAAGGUAUGAAUCAAGAAAAGCUCGAGCUGAAAGCAGGACAAGAAUUAAAGGCCGUUUCGCAAAGGUAAAGCAUUGAAAACCUUUGUGGUAAACUUGGGUUAGCUUUUUUAUUACUAGAAAAUGUUUUUCCCUUCUGUAGUUGUUCUUCCUUAAGCCAAAGCUUUAGGGUAUAUACCAGGUUGGUUUUUUACUUGUAGAGUUUAGCUUUUGUACAUGUUAUUUUGAUUUGUAGAACUUUAUAUAUAAAUACUUGAAAGCUGAAAAUUCGAAAAAUAUAUCAUUGUAUAUCGCUGUGUGCCCUUGUUUGACUUUGUAAGCUGAUAGAUUGUGCAGGAAAUUAAAAAAAUAAAAAAAAUAAUUGAAAUUACAA